UUACCCCGCCUUUACGGUCAAAGUGCGAAUGUCGUGUAUUCGUCGGACGAUUGUCGUAUUGUCGUUAGGUGAUCGAUGACCGUGAGACGCGUUUAGUCUCCUCCGUAGCCGCGCUCUCUUAUCCAACUCCGACGAAGACAGCCUUCUAUACCAGUGCGUAUAAAGGUUGCUUCUGUAAAAAGUGAACGCAACGAUCCGCAACGCACCACGCGCGUCCUAUCAUUCUCUUUCUCAGGAUACCAUAACCUGUCCGAGUUCUCUCGCCUAUCUCCACGCUCGCUUUUCCCUCUACAUACAUAUCUCCUUCCUCGAUCUCUUUGUCUUUUUGCGCGUGCAAGACAUCACAAUGACGAGGCUGUUUUACAUCCUUUUCAUCAUCCUGGUCUGCAUCGGUGGCAUCUUCGGAAACAAGUCUAAAUGUAUGAUACAACCUGCUGAGAAUGUACCAAAAUCAUGGAAAGACAUGACUAGUCCAUGUAUAAAGCUCAUGAAAUCUCAAGUUACAACCGAAAUGAAAGCCGCCAUGACAUAUCUUGCGAUGGGUGCUCACUUUGCACGUGAUACUAUAAAUCGUCCAGGCUUUAGCAAAUUCUUUUUCGAAAGCGCGAGCGAAGAGAGAGAACAUGCGAUAAAGAUCAUCGAAUAUUUGCUAAUGCGUGGACAACUUACAAAAGAACUUAGCAAACUUCUCACGUAUCCUUUAACCAACAAGACAAAUCCAAUACGCCAAGAAUGGGAGAGUGGAGAAGAAGCUCUCAUUGAAGCUUUGGAAUUGGAGGCUCAUGUUACACGCAGUAUUCGUGAGAUAAUCAUAACUUGCGAAACUCCAAAAACAUCUUCUUUCAACGAUUAUCACUUGGUGGACUACCUCACUAGCGAUUUCUUGGAUGAACAAUAUAAAGGACAACGUGAUCUCGCUGGCAAAAUCUCAACAUUAGGCAAAAUGAUGAAAACGCAUGGACCUUUGGGAGAAUUUUUAUUUGAUAAGAAAUUGCUGCAUGGUGAAGUCUAAAAUGUUUCAUCAAUGUCAAAAUUUCCAAAUUCAGAUCGAAAGAGAGAGAGGGGGGAGGGGGCGAGGGGGGGAAGGAGUUUUCUUUUUUAUAAAUACGUUUAUAAAAUUAUAAUGGCCAUAUUUAGAAUACAUUGUGUAAUUGAGAUUGUCAUUAUUAGAUCGCGCAUUUUUGUUUAUAUUGUAAUGUAGAACAUGAGAGAUAAUUUAAUUUUUGUUCUCUGAGCAUAUUUCUAAAUAUGGCCUGUAAUAUAAGAAUAUGCGAAGCAUAAUGUUUCCAAUGUUUGUUAUCCAUAUAAUAAGUAUAUUAUCCUUGAUAAAAUAAAUAAACAUUAUUUUGAAAUGCA
Messenger RNA from Monomorium pharaonis (pharaoh ant), 1356 nucleotides. It is a transcript of the gene Fer1HCH, whose product is annotated as ferritin subunit. Bases 347 to 1012 code for a protein of 221 amino acids. Gene Ontology annotation, molecular function: ferrous iron binding; ferric iron binding. NCBI's taxonomy places the organism in Eukaryota, Metazoa, Arthropoda, Insecta, Hymenoptera, Formicidae. Gene Ontology annotation, biological process: iron ion transport; intracellular iron ion homeostasis. Gene Ontology annotation, cellular component: cytoplasm. The transcript is spliced from 5 exons. The record is from RefSeq and is a predicted model, not a curated record.